Candida tropicalis MYA-3404 is the source of this 1767-nucleotide messenger RNA. RefSeq names its product 1-pyrroline-5-carboxylate dehydrogenase (gene PUT2). Gene Ontology annotation, cellular component: mitochondrial matrix. The coding region runs from base 1 to 1767 and encodes 588 amino acids. The transcript has a single exon. NCBI's taxonomy places the organism in Eukaryota, Fungi, Ascomycota, Pichiomycetes, Serinales, Debaryomycetaceae. Gene Ontology annotation, molecular function: L-glutamate gamma-semialdehyde dehydrogenase (NAD+) activity. The record is from RefSeq and is a predicted model, not a curated record.
AUGUUAAGAACAUCUGCUCGCAACACUGUACGCUUAGCUACUAAAUUCGCUAAAGUUUCCCCAAUUAUUCUUCGUGCCACCCCUGUGAGAACCACCACCAUUAGGUUUGCAUCUCAAUUAGCUCAUGUUAAAACUCCACCAAAUUUACAAAAUGAACCGGUUAAGAAUUUCGGGUUUAAAGAUACUAAAGAUUGGGAUUUAUUAAGAGCUUCAAUUACUAAAUUCACUGAUGAAGGGGCAUUGAAGGUUCCAUUAGUUGUUGGAGGUAAGAAAAUUUACCGUGAAGAAACCAAACCACAAGUAAAUCCAGCUAAACAUUCACAAAUUUUAGCUGAUGUUUCACAAGCCGUACCUGAAGAUAUUAAAGCUGCUAUUGAAUCAGCUAAAGCAGCAAAAGCCAAAUGGGCUGCUACUCCAUGGAGCGACAGAGCAGCUAUUUUCUUGAAAGCUGCUGAUUUAAUUUCUACUAAAUAUAGAUAUGAUAUGUUGGCAGCAACUAUGUUGGGACAAGGUAAGAAUGUAUACCAAGCUGAAAUUGAUUGUGUUGCUGAAUUGAUUGAUUUUUUCAAAUUUAAUGUUAAAUAUGCAGAAGAAUUGUAUCAGCAACAACCAUUGCAAACUUCACCAGGUGUUUGGAAUCGUGCUGAAUAUAGACCAUUAGAAGGGUUUGUUUAUGCUGUUACCCCAUUCAAUUUCACUGCCAUUGCUGCCAAUUUAGUUGGUGCUCCUGCCUUAAUGGGUAAUACUGUUGUUUGGAAACCUUCUGCUACCGCAGCAUUAUCAAAUUAUUUAUUAUUAACAAUUUUGGAGGAAGCUGGCUUACCUGCAGGUGUUAUUAAUUUCAUUCCUGGUGAUCCAGUUGAAGUCACUGAUAUUGUUUUAAAUGAUAGGGAAUUUUCUGCAUUGCAUUUCACCGGUUCCACUGAUGUUUUCAAAAAAUUGUAUUCACAAAUUAGUACUAAUGUUGCACAAGAUAAAUACCGUGAUUUCCCAAGAAUUGUUGGUGAAACUGGUGGUAAGAAUUUCCAUUUAAUUCAUCCAAGUGCUGCUAUUAACCAUUCUGCAUUAUCCACAUUAAGAGGUGCUUUUGAAUAUCAAGGUCAAAAAUGUUCUGCUACUUCACGAGCAUAUGUUCCAGAAUCUAUCUGGCCAGAUUUCAAAGAUCAAUUGGUUGGAGCAGUUUCACAAAUUAGUAUCGGAAAUACAUCAAGUGUUGAAAACUUGAAUUCAUUUAUGGGACCAGUUAUUCAUGAAGAAAGUUUUAAUAAAUUAGCCAAUGCUAUUGAAAAGGCUAAACAAGAUCCAGAAUUAGAAAUUAUUAUUGGUGGGGAACACGACAAAACAAAUGGAUUUUAUGUUCAACCAACUGUAAUCAAAACCACCAAUCCAAAUCAUGAAUAUUUAUCAAAAGAAUUUUUUGGUCCAAUUUUAACAAUUUAUGUAUAUCCAGACGGUGAAUAUGAACAAAUUAUAGAAAGUAUUGAUACUGUUACUAAAUAUGGAUUAACAGGAUCUGUAUUUGCAAGAGAUAGAGAAGCUAUUAGAAAAGCUGAAGAAAAUUUAAGAUAUUCUGCAGGUAAUUUCUAUAUUAAUGAUAAAUCAACCGGUGCUGUUGUUGGUCAACAAUGGUUUGGUGGUGCCAGAGGAUCUGGUACUAAUGACAAAGCAGGUAGUGGUAAUAUUUUAUCAAGGUUUGUGUCUGUUAGAAAUGUUAAAGAAAAUUUCUACGAAUUGUCAGAUUUUAAAUACCCAUCAAACUAUCAAUAG